This is a messenger RNA of Drosophila navojoa, 1511 nucleotides long. RefSeq names its product E3 ubiquitin-protein ligase pellino (gene Pli). The record is from RefSeq and is a predicted model, not a curated record. Gene Ontology annotation, biological process: regulation of Toll signaling pathway; protein polyubiquitination. Gene Ontology annotation, molecular function: ubiquitin protein ligase activity; protein binding. Lineage: Eukaryota; Metazoa; Arthropoda; Insecta; Diptera; Drosophilidae.
AAAAAGGUUAAUCCAGAUACACCGCCAAAAUUGAUUUCCGUCGCAUCAAAAUCUUUACUUCAAAACUGGAUUAUAAUAAAUCCGUUGAUAUUGGAACGCAGCAGGAAAACAACUCUGGGGUAACCAACAAAAUGGUCAAACGAACCGACGGAACAGAAUCUCCCAUACUGGCUGAAGACGCUGGCGAUGGGCACGAUAAACCCCGACUGCGAUACGGAGAAUUAGUUAUACUUGGCUACAAUGGCUACUUGCCGCAGGGCGAUCGUGGUCGUCGGCGCUCAAAAUUCGUGCUGCACAAACGCACGGAGCCGAGCGGCGUCAAGCGAUCGAAACACUAUAUCGUACAAUCACCACAGACAUCGAAGGCUAUACUGGAUGCCAACCAGCACUCAAUAUCGUACACACUAUCACGCAGUCAGGCCGUUAUUGUUGAGUACAAGGAGGACACAGAAACGGAUAUGUUUCAGGUGGGACGCUCAUCAGAAUCCCCCAUUGAUUUUGUUGUAAUGGACACGUUGCCCGGUGAUAAGAAGGAUGCGAAGGUAAUGCAGAGCACGAUUUCUCGUUUCGCGUGCCGCAUUUUGGUGAAUCGAUGUGAGCCCGCCAAGGCGAAAAUCUUUGCCGCCGGAUUUGAUUCGAGCAGAAAUAUAUUUUUGGGCGAAAAGGCCACCAAAUGGCAAGAUAAUGUGGAAAUCGACGGUCUGACCACUAAUGGUGUCUUAAUAAUGCACCCCAAAGGCUCGUUCUGCGGCGGCAACGCCAAGUGCGGCCUAUGGCGCGAGUGCUCCGUGGGUGGCGAUGUCUUCAGCCUGCGCGAAUCGCGUUCGGCACAACAAAAGGGUCAGCCUAUCUAUGAUGAAUGCAACAUAUUGCAGGAUGGCACACUCAUUGAUCUCUGCGGCGCAACACUGCUCUGGCGUUCCGCCGAGGGUUUGCAGCAUUCACCGACCAAACACGAUUUGGAAAAGCUUAUCGAUGCCAUUAACGCGGGUCGUCCACAGUGCCCGGUGGGCCUUAAUACAUUGGUUAUACCACGUAAAGUAAAUAUCAGUGAUCAGGUUAAUCAGCCUUAUGUGUACUUAAACUGCGGCCAUGUGCAGGGUCAUCAUGACUGGGGUCAGGAUGAGAAUACUGGUGCUCGCCGUUGUCCUAUGUGCCUAGAAUUGGGGCCAGUUGUUACCUUAUGUAUGGGCCUAGAGCCGGCCUUCUAUGUGGAUGUGGGUGCACCCACAUUCGCGUUCAAUCCAUGUGGACACAUGGCGACUGAGAAAACUGUCAAGUACUGGGCAAAUGUGGAAAUACCGCACGGAACCAAUGGCUUUCAGGCAGUUUGUCCAUUCUGUGCGACACCACUGGAUGGCGCGACUGGCUACAUUAAAUUAAUUUUCCAGGAUAAUUUAGAUUAAAGUUGUAUAUGAAUAUGCACAUCUUUAUAGUAGAUAUGUAUUUGUAGUAAUUGAACAAUGUCGAAGUUUGAAGCAGGCAUUAAAACUAGGCUUUAUUUAUUAUAA